AUGGCAUUCUGGAUCACCUCGAUGGUCCUCGGCGAUUGGGGACUUAGUAUGCAGCAUCUCUACUACUGUCUGAGAAUUAUCAAAGGACUCUCGGAUCGUUCAAAAUUUGAUCAGAUGCAGUUACGGUAUCAGGAGGCCCUGGCCAGCAUCGGCUUGAAAUACUUUCGUACGACCAGAGGCCCUUGCCCGAAGCAUGGCGCUGAGGCCGACUAUCUCGACUGCGAAGUAACGUGCUUUACGCCAGAGAAGAAAUCUUUUAUUGACCGAACUGCCGACGCAUUGCACCAUCUGAAAGCCGCCCUGCCAACUUUCGAAUUAUGCCUGGAGCUUCUACGCGAUCGAGUUGAGCCACACUCCCAUCAGGCCGAAUUGGACGGCAUCCUCACCAAAGAAAUUCGUGAAAUACGAUUCUUGGUUAAUUCGUGGUCAGAUCAAACUCGUAUGAGAAUAGACGAAGCGAAAUGGGCCGCGGCGCAAGCCCGUACGCCGUAUACGACAUCGCCCUUCGAUAACAUCCUGGUAGACAUGAUUAGAUACAUCGUCAACGACCAGCACAGCACAGGCAUCGUCUUUCAAGAGCUGGAGCUGAGAACGAGGGUGUCUAUAGUACACAUUGUAUCUGCGACAUCUCGGGGCAAUUCUAUCCUCCUCGAAGAUAGCUUGGCACUCAUGUACUACUCAGGCUAUACCGAGGGAUAUCUCAGGACGAAGGGCAACUGGAGUAACACACAUAUUGAAGAGCUCAUGCGCACAACAUGA
Cyphellophora attinorum is the source of this 759-nucleotide messenger RNA. RefSeq lists its product as uncharacterized. Lineage: Eukaryota; Fungi; Ascomycota; Eurotiomycetes; Chaetothyriales; Cyphellophoraceae. Bases 1 to 759 code for a protein of 252 amino acids. The transcript is spliced from 2 exons. The record is from RefSeq and is a predicted model, not a curated record.